AUGGGGUCGAAUGAGGAGCAUAAUGUGCAGAUCGAUUCUGGUCCCCAGUUUACAAUUACUGUUCGAAUUGGUGGAAACUUCUAUCUCCUCGACGAGUUGAAAGCUGUUGUUGAGAGCAUUGAGGGAGAAGAGAGAUAUCUGGGAGCUGUUCCCUUGCAGCGUAGACAUGCAGGCGAAAAGGCGGCAGCAGAAGUUUUAGACAUUAAUCAUGACAGUCUCGAUAGUGUAUGGUCAGGGGAGGAACUUGACUUCCAUCAAGUUGUCUUGCUUGACAAAACUCAGGAGCUCAUAGAAGGGUUUCCAUUUUGCCGUCAUCUCCCCGAAUAUCCAGUCCUGGAUUUCGCUCCCCAUGUCAUUCACUCAUCCACUGGACGUGUUUUCAGCGUUCUGAAGCUUUGCGACGACUUCAACAAUGCUUUCGUGGGCGGUACACUACGGGAUGGUCCCAAUAGAUAUCAAUGGCUGAAAAAUUCUACGAAAAUACCAGUGCCAUUCAGAAGGGCCAGGGGAGACUCGGAGCCAGACUUUCCCCUAAAAGACAUGAGAUUUGGUAUCAAGGAUGUCAUUGAUAUCGCCGGGCUGGAAACGGGUAAUGGAAGCAAAUGUUAUCGCGAGUUCUACCCUCCUCGAGACAAUACAGCAGCUUGUAUCAAGAGACUGACAGACGCCGCCGCCAUCAUGGUUGGAAAGCUGAGGUGCGGUCAGUGGUGCGAUGGGCAGGAUCCGCUCGAGCGCAUGGAAGAAGUCACACCUACGAACCCAAGAGGUGACGGAUCCCAGAAACCUUCUGGUUCCAGCUCUGGUUCUGCCGUCGCCUGCGCCAGCUACGACUGGCUGGACUUUACCAUUGGCACGGACACGGGCGGCUCCGUCAGACACCCUGCCGCCGUCAAUGGGGUCUACGGCAUCCGGCCCUCUCUGGGCUCCAUGGAGAGCUCGGGACUGGUCUGCUCUGAUAGAUUGGACACUCCCGGCGUGUUUGCACGCUCAGCGCAAAUCGCGGAACAAGUAUGCAAGGUAAUGUUGAACAAUGAAGUAAAAGCGCAUUACAAACCAGAAAAGAAGCUUCGCUGCCGGCUUCUAUACGCUACCGAGGGAUGGGAUUGGGAGCCUACGGACACCCCAAAGUUCUUUUCUCCCAUACGAAAGCAGCCCAAAGAUCUCACGCCCGCAGAGCAAAUCAUGGAAAAGUUUGUCAAAGAGCUGGAAGAUUAUCUGAACUGUGAGCGGCAAGCAGUGUGCAUCUAUGAUUUGUGGAAAGCUACGCAUCCCGAGGGCACAUCUGCCGAUCUGCUCGAAGCCACGGGCGACGUGUACAAGAAUAUAGUCUACAGCCUGCUCUGGCGCAACACCAUUGUGCCUUUUACACGAGAUUAUUCCUCGCGCCAUGGCAAAAGGCCUUUUAUCGAGGAGAUCACGCAGCGGCGUCUGAGGCACGGCCAGAAUGUAUCAGACUCGGAAUUCCAAGCUUCGGUGGACGCUCUCGAGGCUUUUUCCGGGUGGGUGAACCGCGUCUUGUUGCCGAGUCCUGUCACGGAUGACGACGAGGUGCCUAUCCUCGUCUAUCCGCAGACCUGGGGGAAACCACAGUACCGAAACGACCUCGGCAGGCUCGAGACGGGCAAGACAUUUUGGGACGGCUUUUCCGUGUACUCUCUGGCCUAUAGUUCGGGCUGUCCCGACUUUACUCUACCACUGGGCCAAGCCGAGUUCAAGUCCAAGAUCACGGGAAGUUUUGAGCCCCUCCCCGUGGCCAUCUCCGUCAUGGCGCCUCGGGGUAUGGACAUGGCCUUGUUGAAGCUGGUGGCAGAUUUGGAGAGACGGGGGAUUCUCAGACCAGUCACCUGCGGCUUCUCGCUCCGAGACCAGACCAGAAUGACCUGA
Molecule: messenger RNA, 1884 nt
Organism: Pestalotiopsis fici W106-1
Lineage: Eukaryota; Fungi; Ascomycota; Sordariomycetes; Amphisphaeriales; Sporocadaceae
Exons: 2
Coding region: 1-1884 (627 amino acids)
Source: RefSeq, a predicted model, not a curated record